AGUUUCUUUCCCAUCCGCACCGUCAGAGGCGUUUUGUUUAAGGUUGUCGCGAGUUCUGUGCGAAGAUUUUCUGGAAAAAGGCAGUUUUCCCUGAUCCCUUUGUGAAAAUUCUAAUUGUGACUGUACACUGAUUCAGUGGAUAGUGCUAUAUGGGUAAAAGUGUUGCUAAUAAGCUGGAAAAUCUGCUGGGAAAGUGGCCCCAAUCAAGUUGAAAAAGUGACAGUGCAGUAAACAUGGCUGACAGUCUGUGAAUUGGGAUUUGUUUGCUUUGACCAAGAAGAAAAUAUUUCAUGAAAAUGCAGACAUUCUCCAGACGGCGGGAAGUGAAAUUGUUGUGAUUUGAAAGGAUAAAAAUGACUACAGGUCCUCCUGUGACGGUAUGAGCCUGUGGGGUUGUCUCAUGCCCUGCGGCUUUUUCUGGUGCGACAGUAAAUCGGGGCCUCGUAUGACAGAUGAGAGUGGCACCAUGGGAGCUACAAUAUCAACGACAGAUUGUCCCACAAGUGGUGGCAGUGGUGCGAUGGCAGCAUCAGCUGGUGGUGGUGGUGCCCUAUUGCGGGAGAGGCGAAAGAAAGUCACUGGUUUUGCCACAUUGAGGAAGAAAUUCAUUCGUCGUCGACGCUCAUCCAAGGCCUGUGAUCAUGGGCGGGUGUUGCGUGAUUUUGUAUCUGACUGGAGUAGCCUUGAGUUGGCGGCACUGCUGGAUGAGUAUGAAGCACUGGCAGCCCUCAAGGAUCUAUCCGUUCAGGCAGAACUGGCACGUCCGCCAGCUACAACGUUCAAGCAAGACUUGAGUGCUCUGUAUGACUUUAAGCACUGCACAGAUUGCGAUUUGGUGUUCAGGGGAACGGUAUUUCCUGUACAUAGAGCUCUACUAUCUGCCCGUUGUCCCUAUUUUAGGGAUCUCCUGGCCGGAUGUCCAGGAUAUGGAGCUCGAAUUUGUCUUGAGCUCCGAUCGUCUCCUGUAGAUGUUUCAAUGUUCUCUUCCCUGCUUCGAUACCUGUACACUGGUGAUCUCUGUCCUCAUGAUCCCAGCAUCGAUGUGGGACUCCUGAGGCGCCUGGGAGAGGAUUUUGGCACUCCUAAUCCUUUAGAGCACGAUUUAAGAUAUCUCUUGGAGACUGGAGACUAUGCAGAUGCUGCCCUUGUGUUCACAGCCGAGGGCACAGACUAUCAUCGGCCAGAUUCAGGGAGUUCAGAGUAUGGAUUCCGGCCGAAGUUGGAGCUGCCGUGUCAUAAGGCCAUCCUUAGUGCUAGAUCACCCUUCUUCCGGAAUCUUAUUCAGAGACGGACGCGUAACGGUGAUGAACACACAGAACGUGCUCUCCAUGUGCCAACACGAAUUGUCCUCGAUGAGACUGUCAUACCCAAACGCUAUGCAAGGGUACUUCUGCACGCCAUCUAUUUGGAUACAGUGGAUUUGUCGUUGAUCCUGCGUGGCAGUGGUUGCGGUGGAGGUGCUUCAGGGAGCCUCGGAGAGGUACAGGCACUCACACACACCGGCAGGACACGUCCGAGUCCACUGGAGGAAGCCAUGGAACUUUAUCAGAUUGGACGAUUCCUGGAGCUGGAUAUUCUGGCUCAGGGAUGUGAAGACUUGAUUCUCGAGUGGUUGACCCUCGAUACACUUCCAACGGUGCUCAAGUGGGGCAGUCAGCCUCAUGGAUCAGCCUGGGUCCACAGACAAGCUUGCCACUACCUCCGUGAGGAGUUUUCUGCCAUUUCAUGCUCUCAGGUGCUGCAUCAACUGGAUAAAUCCCAGUUGAUUGGGGCGCUGCAGAGUAAUUUUCUGCAGGCGUCGGAACUUGAAGUACUGCAAGCGGUGCUGAAGUGGGGUGAGCAGGAGUUAAUACGUCGUAUGGAGGAUCGUGAACCGAAUCUGUUGAGUCAUACGGCUCACUCGGUAACUCGCAAAGGGAUAAAGAAGCGCGAUUUGAGUGAUGUUGAACUGCGUGAGAUUCUGUCGGAGUUACUUCCAUUGGUGCGAAUGGAUCAUGUUUUGCCGCCCAAUAGUGAAGUGUUAAAUCAGGCUAUUCGACGUGGACUUGUGAGUACGCCCCCAUCGCACAUGAUUGGGGACGAUCAUGAGAAUUUGCGGGUGAAUGCGUGGAUUCGGGGUGGAAAGAAUCACGGGCUAUUUGUGCGUCCGAGGCUCUUUAUGCCCUACUAUGAGGAGAUAAAGUCCCUGCUGGAGGAUCAUAUGGCAUCUCAGCAGCUCGAUAUGCUGCGAAUGAGAUUGUCUAGACACUUGCCUGACAUCCCGGACACGUUGUAUAUGGUAUCGAGAUUGGGUACUACUGGCCAUGGAACGGUUGAUGUUGUAGCAGCGGCUCUACCGGCGCCAGAUCCCAACACAAUGGCCGGUAUGGCGAAGAGAGAGCAAAAGAUCCGUCAGUCUCCCAGUUGUCAGCGUGCUCUGGCCCUUCCACUGUCAUCCAGGCACGAGAUCAAUCGCCAAGUGAGACUGAGAGUUGUGAGGGAGUUUAAUCUCCCAGAUGCUGUUGCUGAUCUUCUCGAGAAUGCAUCGUGCUACUGCGUAGAGGAGCCUCGUGGAGUUGAUGAGAUUCGAGAUGAACUUGAAGAGUCGUUGGAUGAUGAUGCUUCUCCACCUCCAUCACCGGCUCUUCCUUCGGAAACUCCAGUUACGCAAAAUGUGGCCACAUGUUAUGGACGUAACAUGACAUUCCCGCGUCAGCAGCAUCAGCAACAGAAUCACGUGAUCAGGCGACAGGAACUGCCAGCGUUGAUAAUUGAGGGUGAUGCCAGUGGAGGCUAUAGACUGCCAAUGGCUGAGCAAGAAUCUAGCUCUUGCUCUGACGGUCACUUGUCCGAUAUCAUGCCAGAUGUAGCAAUGGCUACGGCUUCUCUUGGUCAGCUGCAGCUCGGGGAGCAGGGUGAGAGUAUGCAGUUAGAUCUUGGAGAUGGCUCUAGUCAUCUGAUGGGAGCUGUUGCAAUGAAUGUUCAUACAAUGCAGCAGCAUCGUCACAUGUCGGCACCUUCUCCGAGCAAUUUUCACCACUUUAUGCGUGGUCCGCCGUCUCCAUCACCGUAUGCAAUGCACCGACAGAGUCCGGCGCCUGGAUCAUAUCACUCGGGCCCACCGCGAUUUUUAUAGAAGCUCCAAGUGGCCCCAGAUGUGGGCCUCCACUUCAGUUUGCCUUUCUAGAUGACACACUCGCGCGAAAAUCGACCAUGGAGGAAUGAUUGGGACUGCGAAAGAAGUUCAGUGAUUGUUCUGCCUGGACAAAAGACAGAGAAAAAAUUAUUGGGAGAUUGAGGAGAUUUUUGAGAAUUUUCUCAGUGCCGAAGGAGCAUCUGAAGAUGUGGAGGAGGAGGGGGAGGAGAAGGCGGAUGAAUGUUGGGAGAAGCAAGGCAGGUGAGUUCUAUGCGAUUCAAAAUCGUAAAGUUUCCAAGCACGAUUGAAGAGGAAAUUGAAAGCUACAAAAAAAAAUCUUAGAUUUAGAAACUCUACAAAAAAAGAAAAGAAAUAUUACGAAAAUAUAUUUAACAUAAAAUAUGAUAAUCCAUAAAUUAUUCGUGUAACUUAUUAUUACAACAAAAGUGAAGAAUGAAAAAAAUGAGAGAAAAAUAUUCAAUAGGUAUUAUAAUUUUUUUUUUAUUAAUAUUAUUAUUCGCAAUGAAUUGGCGAUGAAACGACGACGAUGAUUGCGUGAGCGGAAAAUGUGUGCUUAUGUGGGAUAUUUUUUUUAGCAAUAAGUGCAAGAAAUGGUGGAUUUUUUUUAUUAUUGAAUUGUUUUAUUUAAUUGAUUUUCAUAUCUUCUUUUUCAAUUCACUCCCAUUGAGACUCAACUCUAUUAUAUAAUUUUUAAAAUGAAUUAUUAUUUAAUUGUAGUUUUAUUUAGAAAAUGGUCGUUUUAUGGGGGCUAAAAAGUAACAAAUUCUCUGGCCAAAAAAAAGAAAUAGACAUAAAACAUCUAUAGAUUGAACGAGUAGUUCGAUAACUUAAAGACAACAACAAAAAAGAAAUUAGGAAAACUAUGCAAAUGACAAAAAAAACACAAACUAUACGUACCAUCAAUUUGAAAAAAAAUGAAAACUUUCAAGAAUAUUUCAAAGGAAUAAUCAUAAAGAGUUAUUAAGUAGGAAUUAAAGAUAGAUAUAUUUUUAAAACUAUAAAAGAAAAAAAUCAAUAAAAUAUACGCGUCGUUCAUUUAGGGCAAUAAGAUUUCAGAGAAAACAAAUUAUAUUUUUCUGUAGAGAUAGGAAAAAGAAAUCACGUGUUUUAUUUCUCAUUUUGGAAAUAUUCAUAUUCACUAUUUUAGGUUUGAUAGUUUCAAUUUAUAGAAACUUUGUCAAAAUUUAAUAAGAAAAAAAAAGUCAAGAUGAAAUUUGAAAAACUGCCAGUGACUUAUUUAAUCGCAUUAACAAUAAUGAAAAAAAAAACAAAAGAAACAAAUUAAGACAAAAUUCUUUCAUAAGAAUAAAUUCAAAAUUAAAAAAAAUGGGCUUCAGUUCUGAAAUUCAAGAUCAAGAUCAAAAUCAAGAAAAUUUCAAGACUUUAGUACUUCUGAAAUCAAAAAAAAAAACAUCAGAUCAAGAAAAAUGUUGGAUUCUUGAUUAUCCAAGACACAGACUGCAAGUAUUUCAAGAUUUCACAACGCCAGAUUUCUUUCUUUCUCCAAAUUAUUCCAAGGGCCUCCCAGAAGAUCUUGAAGAAGAAAAAGAAUCAUUAAGAAUUGGAGCAGAGUGUAGUUUUUUUUUAGGUGAACACAAGUGCUUUACUUACAACAAGGUAAGGAGUAAAUAAUAUGUCGUCGGAUCAGCAACGGAGCUAACAACAUUUGCCUUGUAUCUACAUGCGUUACAAAUGCCACGCUACGAUGCGUCGGUCGUUUACCACGAAUGUAGACACAAAGCAAAUGCUUUUAGCACAGUUGCUGAUCAAACUAACGAUAUAUUACUUACUCCUUGCCUUGCUGUAAAUAAAAGUGUUAAUUUUCACAUAAAAAAUACUAUAUUUACAAUUUUUAUACGCGUCUCAUCCGUCUGCUUUCUUUGUAAACGACUGACACAUCGCUGCGUGACUUAUGUAGUGCAUGUAGACACAAAGCAAAUGCAGUUAACACAGUUGAUGAUCUAACCGACGAUAUCACGCUAGACACUAAUUUUUCCAUCUUUCUGGCAACAGACGAAUUCCGAGUUCGAAGGUUUGGUCUUCAAGACUUAAUCUAAAAAUCGAACCAAUUCGUAUACCAGUUCGCGGAGUUCGCGAGUCAUCGAUGGAAAGAAGUAAUUGGAAGAAGUAAUAUAAGGUGAAUGCGGUUGGUAUGGUAGAACAGGACAAAGAACCUCUCACUUGAACGGUGCCAAGUCAUUCUUCACGGGUUUUGCAACAUAUAAUCGAGCAUUGUUAUGUUGCAAAAUUUCUUCGUCGUUUUUCUUGAUCUCGCCUUAGAACAUGUCAUUAGGAACUUUGGAUAUAACUAACGAUCAUGUAUCCUAUAUAAAUCGUCGCAUCUAUUUGUAUAUGCGGAUAUGAUAUCAAUGUUAUGGGUUGUAGUACGGUAGCUGGUGAAGAAGACAUUUAUUAAUUGGCCACUGCUGCGGGGAGGUUGGGACUCAGUGAGAACUCGUGCCAACGACUGGAAGACGAAUUACAUGACAACCGGAAGCAACGGAAUUUUGAAACUCUCACUCGUACCCGUCAGCUCUUUAGUGGCCGAGAGAAAUCGACUCGCACUCUCUGCAGGCUUAAGUCCUUUUGUAACGAUUCCCUUAUAGCAAAAGUAGUCGUUGCACGUGUAAUCAAGAAUCUGCGGAGUGUACGCGUUGAUUUCUUUCGGCCUCUAAACAGGUAACGAGAGCGAGCGCAAGUUUCAAAUAUUGACCCUCAGAGCCUGUCAAUUCGUGGAACUUUGAGGUCUUCAAAGCAUUGAGUACUUCGGAUCCACAGUGUCUUGCAUUACCGAUAUUCCGUUCCAAAAACGUUUCUCGAAGAUAAUAAUAUAUAAAACUAUAAUCCUCUCGUUCAGUAACCUUCCUGAUUUGAGAGCUCUCUCCGGUUGAGGUUUUUCCUUUACCGAUUCGAAGGUAAAUCAGAGAGAACUUACCUAAAAAUCAGCUGGCUGGGACACAUCCAGGGAAUACCAGACUGAAAGAAUGUCCAGAAAGCUACUAAAAAGUUAGCCUGAAGGGACAAGGAUGAGAGGACGUUCUAGAAAAUGAUUGAAAGAAGUAGUAGACAAUGUUCUUAAACAGCUGGGGGUACUGAAGUGCUGGAGGGAGCUGCCUGACAGUCGCCAGGACUGGAGGAGAUUAGUAAGAGAGGUCCGGUCCCUUAUAGGGCUGUUACAGCCACCUAAGUAAAAAUAAGGUUCUUGAUUGAUUAUUGUUUAUUGUACUUGGACCUGAUGGUCAUUUUCUACAAGCAGAAAUGGGGUGCAAGAAUCCACUCGAUCUUUAAUAUCUAACCAACCGACAAUACUUUGACAAAUACGUCUCAAUGAAGUCUAACAUGUGUUAGCCGUUAGAAUAAAACUCUGAUGUCAAUAAACUUGUAACUGGAAAAAUUAAUUCAAGAUAAAUCAAAAGGAAAAACCUUAUGAGACUAAUCCAGUGGAAUAUGAUUCAAAGAAGUAUAAGGGCUUAAGUAAUCUGUUCUGAUUGUACAAUUACAGCAAUGUCAGAGUGAAGCUUGAAUUGGAAUUCUAAGACCAGUUGUAGCAACGAACACGAUUGUCCCUUCAAAAUCUUCACCCUAGCACUCAAAGCGGCUGAAUACCCAAGGUUUUUGAUUUCAUACCUUCUACGUUCUUGGACAAAACUUGGAUAAUCUACUAAACGAUUUGGGAGACACUAAAAUGUUGUGGUCGUUUCUUCUUCAAGGCCUCGUUGAUAUACAUCAAUUCUCCUCGAUAGUCAUCCACAGUGAUGGUUUAUCCAGUCUUCAGUAGCUCAUACUGCAAUGUUCCUAAACAAUCCGACAAAAUACCAAGCAUGCGCUUAAAACCAUGAAUAUUUCGUUUUUCUGUUGAUGUUGACGUGUGUUUAUGGUUAGGCCUGCCCCAUAUUUUUUAUGCUUAAGAUUAUGGGAGUGUAUCCACUUUACAUCUUUGAAUCAUUUACUAAGUAUUUCGUAUCUUCAAAAUGAAAGUGUUCUAGCUGCAUUUUCUUUGUGUCUGCAAUCGUAGCGAAUGAUGUCAUGAUACGUCGUUUAGCAACAAACGCUGAUGCAAAGCAAAUGUACUGCUGACUAAUCAACUCUAGCUCUAGCAAAUACAGUUUGUGUCUGACAUGCGUCUCCAUCGAUAACUGCAUCAAAUCCUUUGCCUUCAAACUUUUUCAGUGAAAUAGAGGGUUCUUUAUCUUUGACAAUAAAAUCCCAAUCUCUAAAAUAUCCAAAUCAAUUUUUAGAUUUUGCUUUUGAUAUAUAGCGUUACGUAAUAAAAAAAAUAUGUUUACGUUUUGGUGAGAAUGCCUAAUUAAUCCUGAUGAUGGCGCUGCAUGAUGAAGUUAGAAAUGGUAUUGCCUGAUGGAAAUCUGCUGAGAUGACGCCAUCUGACGAUUAUUACUGGAAAGUUUUUCACACUCAUAAUAAUGUUGAAAUAACCUCGUUAAGACACUUUAAGUUCCACAAAUAUACCCAAAAAAAUCUUAAUCUUGUGAAUGUCUUUCACAGCUUGAAAAUUUCGAUCUUGAUUUUAGUUUCAGAAAUGAGGUAAUUGUGUAUAUAAAAAAAUGGUUAAUAGGGGUUAAAAUAGAAAGAGAAAAAAAAGAAAUAAAUACAUUCUGAGAUGAACAAAAAUUAAUGGGAUCAUCCAUGUGUAAUUGUCAUUGAUAAAUUUAAAAGAAAAAAAAGUAAACUAUAAAGAAAUAUAAAAGUCUAAGAAGCAAAUAACUAUGAAAAAGAAAUAUAAAUAGAUAAUUUAUUUUUAAACAAGAAAAGGAAUGAAAUGAAAGUAAAGUAAAAACAAAAUCCAUAAAAAAAAUAAAUAAAAAAUAAUAGAAACUACACUUAAAACAAAAUAAUAAUAAUGAAAGGAAUUUUGAGUGGAAAAUAGACAAUUGCAAGGUGAGAAGGAUAAUACAAAAGAAGGGACAAAGUUUGUGUAGGGAAAUUGUGAAAAUUUUUUCUCUAUUGACUAAACUAGAGGUUUCGAAUGUUUAUUCAAAAACACAUGAAUCAAGCCAGAAAAAAAGAAUUAUCCCCUAAUUACAAAAAAAAACAA
This is a messenger RNA of Phlebotomus papatasi, 8189 nucleotides long. RefSeq names its product BTB/POZ domain-containing protein 7. Gene Ontology annotation, molecular function: protein binding. The record is from RefSeq and is a predicted model, not a curated record. Lineage: Eukaryota; Metazoa; Arthropoda; Insecta; Diptera; Psychodidae. The coding region runs from base 380 to 3115 and encodes 911 amino acids. The transcript is spliced from 6 exons. Gene Ontology annotation, biological process: morphogenesis of a branching epithelium.